AUGACAAGUAUUUUAGGAGCCUCAUAUGAAGUGUAUGAUCAGAGACUGAUUGGCCUGAGUGUGCAGGGCAGGAACAUAUCAGGACUACAGCAGCGUGUCAACAUCACCGUGAACCUUACCAGGAAAACAAAUGAAACCCAAAAACCUUCCUGUCAGUUCUUUAACUUCUCAACAAAGAAUUUUAGUGUGGAUGGCUGCAUCACCCAGUGGACACGUGGUCAGAAUAACGUCACCUGUUCCUGUGACCACCUCACAUACUUUGCUGUGCUCAUGGUAGGAUUACCUGUUUCUUCAGAUUCCCUCUCAUCUACAGACCAGAAGGUUUUAAAUUACAUUUCUCUGAUUGGCUGUAGUCUCUCUCUUUUCGCCCUGGUCAUCACUGUUCUGCUCUUCAUCACAAAUAGAAAACUCAGAGAUGAUGUUUCUAUGAAGGUCCACAUCAACCUCGUAAUUGCCCUGAUCCUCCUGAACCUGCACUUCCUGCUCAGUCAGUAUGUGACAGCAGGGUCCUCCACUGGACUUUGUCUUUAUAUGGCUCUUGUCCUUCACUACUCUCUGCUGGCCACUUUCAGCUGGAUGGCCUUGGAGGGGUUCCACCUCUACCUCCUCUUAGUCAGAGUCUUCAACAUUUAUAUCAAGAGAUACCUGCUCAAACUCAGCGUGGUGGGAUGGGGUGUCCCUGCAGUCAUUCUGUCAGUGGUGGUGAUCAUAAACAGAGGGUUUUAUGGUCGUGUCCCUCUGGACACGUCUAACUCCAACGAUACUGCAAUAUGCUAUAUAACUGAUGAGAAGGUGAAGAUGGGGACUACAGUGGGACUGUUCAGCUUGGUGUUCCUCUGUAACAUCAUCAUGUUUGGGGUGACAAUCAGACGUAUUUGGAUUCUACGUAAUAGCUCAGAGUUUGGGCAGAGUAACCGUGACAGAGCCAAGAAAGACAUCUGUACCCUGCUGGGAGUCAUGACUCUGCUCGGCAUUACCUGGGGCCUGGUCUUCUUCUCUUUUGGUUACCUGACCACACCUGGCAUCUACCUCUUCUGUAUCCUGAACUCACUGCAAGGUUUCUUCAUCUUCCUCUGGUUUGUGAUGUCACUGAGAAAGGCUAAAAGCUCAGCACCAAUGACGAGCACUGAAACACGUAGCACUGGCAGCUAG
Molecule: messenger RNA, 1152 nt
Organism: Archocentrus centrarchus (flier cichlid)
Lineage: Eukaryota; Metazoa; Chordata; Actinopteri; Cichliformes; Cichlidae
Product: adhesion G-protein coupled receptor G5-like
Exons: 10
Coding region: 1-1152 (383 amino acids)
Biological process (GO): cell surface receptor signaling pathway; adenylate cyclase-activating G protein-coupled receptor signaling pathway
Cellular component (GO): plasma membrane
Molecular function (GO): G protein-coupled receptor activity
Source: RefSeq, a predicted model, not a curated record